UUGAGGACUGAGAGCAGGGUAAGAAUUCCCACAUGGAAAAAUACAUGCAGUCAGAAAGUUUGGACUCUGCUGAGGAAGACAAGUAAAUUUGGGGGGAAAGGGUGAGAAUUUAGGUCGGAGGAAUCUUGAGGAGGCAAAUCCGGAGGAUCGCUAACGGACUCAUCGGCUUCAGGAUGUCGGUGUCUCGGAGGUGCUUGUGCUGCGUCAAGUAUUUGAUGUUUAUCUUCAACCUGGUCUUCUGGCUGGGAGGAUGCGGCCUGUUUGGCGUCGGGGUCUGGCUGUCCUUCACUCAGGCCGAGUUCUCCUCGCUUCCCCUCUCCUUCCCGUCUCUCUCUGCUGCCAAUCUGCUGCUGGUGGCCGGCGGCAUCACCAUGGUGACAGGCUUCCUGGGCUGUCUGGGAGCCCUGAAGGAGCAGCGCUGCCUGCUGUUCAUGUUCUUUGUCAUCCUCCUGCUGCUGGUUCUGACUGAAGUAACUCUCACUCUCGUCCUUCACAUUUUCAGAGACCAGCUGGACUCUAAAGCUCAGGAUGAACUAAAGGAAGGAAUGAAAGUUUAUCCCUCUGAACCUGGACUGAAGAAAUCGUGGGACAACGUCCAGAAGAUGAUUCCUCCCUAUCGUCACCUGCAUGGCAGUGGGCAGAUGAAGGAAAUAAAAUUCAAAUGCUGCGGUGUGAAGAACAAGACGGACUGGUACGACGUUCUGAAUGGAACGCUGCCUUCGUCCUGCUGCUCUGUGGGGGUGGACCACUGCGUGGAGGGAUGGAGUGAGCCGUGCUACGACAAGGCGCGUCAGUGGCUGCUGGACAACAUCCCAUCAGUGCUGGUGUUUGGAAUCUGCAUCGGCGUGGUGCAGAUUCUGGCUCUGGUGUUCUCCAUGCUGAUGUACUGCCAGAUCACAUGUGCAGAGAAGUACGUGCACUGACCUACACAGAGUGGAGUCUCCUGCUUCCGUCAUCCACCUGACUGAAGACCAAGGUCACUCAGAUCCAAACUGUUCCCAAAUUGAUUCUGUUGGUUGAUUGUUAGUGUUGCAGUGCAGCAGAUAUUUAAUUGUGUGAUCAGAAAUAUGUAAACAACAAACAUGGCCGACUCAGCGGGCAUGCUGCAGUUUUAUCGUCCAAUCUGAAUAUUCGCGCCAAACAGCGUGUUUGCACUCCCUAAAAAACAGCGGCAUUACACGGCGGUGCAAUUCUGCCUAUGUCCACCAGGGUCGCUAACGCACCCUCUAUAUCGCCAAAUCAACAGCCUUGAAUGAAACCUCGCUAAUUCUGAUUGAUUCUUCUCAUGUCCCCUAUUAUUCGCUUAUUUGAAGACUGUGAAUUGUACAUUUGCUUGUGUUAAUCAUUUUGCUUGUGCUUGAGGUAUUUACGAUGUUUGGCUGAAAUACCAGCUCGCCAUUGUAUUUAUAGUGUCUGUAUAAAUUGAAUUUACCACUUGGAUCAUGCUAGUGUUUCCCUCACUUCUCACUGGACUGCACUUCUUGGAUCUACUUGGAAGUGAGUUCAAGGCUGUUUGGCAGUAAAUCAAUGUCUAAAAUGAGCUUCAGAUCUUGCGCGAAUGAACCACACGCCCAUAAGAACAGGUGUGUGUGAGUAUGUGAAGUACCUCCAGGAACCUGAGCAAUAGGUGGAAUACAAAGGCUUUAUAUGUAUGAAACUACUUUUAUGAGAUACAUAUCAACACCCAUACUUUUCUUCAAUAGAAAAACAUUUUUAUUUAUCUUAAAAUAAAAAAUAAAUUCAUCACAUGUACAUUGAUUCAGUGCAUUGGUAAAAAUACAAUAACAAUAUAACAACAAAAUUGUUGUACAGCCAAAUGGGCUUAAAUUCGUCUUCUAAAUCCACAGCAGUGGAGACUUGAAAGUCUCUUGGGGCUCUUCAUAAAUAGACGUCGACAGGAACAACCUUAAAUAAUAGCUGCUAAUAAAACUGCCCUCCUCUAGUGUUGAGACUUUUCAUAAAAAACGUGAAUGUAAACAGACUUGGAUGCAAGUCAUCAGGGCCACACAACACGAUGCGGUAACACAACACAAGUCGUCUCACUGGAACAAUAAAAAAUGUGCAACAGCUGUUCAAUAAAGUCCCUGCAGUUUAAGGUUCGGUCGGAGAACCUGUAGCAUCUGUGUGUUCCAGACUAUCUGCAUUCAAAAGUCCACAGUUGUUGGGCUCAUUUUGUCCCUACUUCACUUCCUGUUUGAGGUCCGACGUUGUCGCUGCUGAACCAUUUAAAUACAAUGACAAGUGUGCAACUCAGUUGCCAUGGAGACAGUCAACAAGCCACGCCUUUCGGGCCACAGGUAAGAAUUGGCUUGAAAGAUGACGAAGUGUGUGUUUGGCUGAGACCAGUGUGUGUUUCCCUUCAGUGAUGAAGGGAAACACACACUGUUAUCAGGACCAGGGUCUCGGGACAGUGA
Molecule: messenger RNA, 2414 nt
Organism: Synchiropus splendidus (mandarinfish)
Lineage: Eukaryota; Metazoa; Chordata; Actinopteri; Syngnathiformes; Callionymidae
Gene: tspan4b
Product: tetraspanin 4b
Exons: 9
Coding region: 174-923 (249 amino acids)
Cellular component (GO): membrane
Source: RefSeq, a predicted model, not a curated record